UGGCUGUUCACAAACCAGGAAGGAAGCUGCCAGAUCACUGGGUACCAGCAAUCUGCAAAUUAUUCAUUGCAUACAAGUAGGAGCUAUUAAAAGGUUAUAUGCCGUUUAGUUGAAAAAAGGAAAAAUAAAAGCUUCAGCAAAAAUACCAGUUGCUGACAGAUUUGAAAAAGGAAGAAAAAAGAAAGAAACCGAAAAAGCGGAGCAUUGUGGAAAGGGGGGUGUAGGGAGGAAAUAAAAAUCUUAUUGCUGAUGACGUAUGUUGCAUGCCUAGGUAGGCCAAACCACAAAGAUGCAUAUUUAGUCCUUGUUAGCUCCGCUGCAAGUGCAACUAGAGUCAGAACAACAAUAUAAGUCUCUUUUUAAUCUAAUGUUUUUCUAUAUCUUUGGAUGUACAACUUUAGAAAUGUACUUUUCUUUUUGACUGACACAUUUUUGACAAAAAACCUCAAUACUUGCAUAUUUUUGCCUGUUUUUUGUGUUCUUGUUUUUGCAUCCCUUUUUAACAGGAAAUCGCUUUAAGAAGCAACAGUGAUAAAAAUGGAGCAAGAUAUUGCUGACCUUUUAAGCGAUGCAUUCUCAGACGCAUUUCUACCAUCUUACAAAGAAGAAGACCUAAACUUUGACAGCCUAAAUUUUGAUGAAGGUGAUGAGGAAAGAAACAAGACAGCUGGUAACAACAAGCUAUCAGUGUUGACAGAGGUGGAUGAAAGUGAAGAGGCUUUGAGUAGCAUAUGCGAGGAAGACCUUUUUCCAAAAGGUGAAAGCUGGGCUGAGAGUAGAAUUUCACAGAGUCUGGAUGUGGAUGCAAAGGAGGAAUCCAGUGAUGAGGGUGAUUCAAGAAAAGAAAGAGAUGAAGAUGAUAUGCAAGAAGGCACCAUUGAGGAGGUGGACUCAAAAGAAGACAAAUAUGAGGAUACUGUAACAGAAUCUCGAAAUAAGGAAGAUUCAAGUGAAGAAAAAGAUAAAGAUGAUGUACUGGAGAUGCAGAAAAUAGGUAACGAGGAGAUGGGCUCAGUAGAAUAUAGAGUAGGGACUGUUGCACAGAAAGAUACGCAGAAGAACCGGGAUUUCAGAGAUGAAAUGGUGGAUGUGGUUGAUGAAGAAUCAAGCAGUGAUGAGUUGGAUUCAAGAGAAGUUAAAUAUGAGAGUGUUGUAAUGGGUAUAUCCACUGAAUACCCAUCUGAGGUGAACAGACAACAGAAGGAAUAUUUUCAGGAUCGAGAGGAAGAUGGUGGUGGAAUGGAUCAUUCCCCUGAAUACUCAUCUGAUGUGAUAAGAAAACAGAAGGAAUAUUCUCAGGAACAAGAGGAAGACAUGGAAAAUGCACAAAGUGGGAAGGGUGGUUAUGUCACUGAUGAAGAAGAGGGAAAUGAUGGAAGUAGAAGAAAACAUGAGGAACUGUAUCACGGUCUCUGUUCCCUUCAGGCUGAUAGGCAAGAGGAUGGGGAAAAAACUCAUGCAAAGUGCAAAGAAGAAGAAAUUUAUGAAGGUGAGCAGGAAACCUUGUCUGCCACAGGUAUUGGAAGCACGGAAUUUUCUAAAGGGUGGUCUCCUCUAGAGAAUGAGGAUGCACGCAAUACUGCUUUUCAAGGAUUACUUGAAUCACAAUUUGAAGGUGACAUGAAAGAGUUUUCUGAGGAUGACCAGGGUGUCACUGGGGAAGAUUAUGCGGAGUACCCCUCAGAGUGUUUUCAACAAAAAGACAAAGGGGAAAGAACAAAAAAGGUGGAGGACAUGCAAAUUGAAUCAAUGUGGAUGACACCAAAGCUUGAAAUGGAAGGGACUGCACAACUGAGAGGAGAAAUACUUGAGUGGGAGCUUCUAGAUAGACACACAGAGAUCCACGAUGAAUGUAGUGAGAGUGAAGAAACAGCAAGAGAUAUUCCUGAUGAGGAACAGAGCGCUGUUCUGAAAAAUGUAAGAGACGGACCGCAAAACAUGUUUUUGGAAAAAAAACAUACUGAACAACAAGAUUCAGAAGGAGACUGUUUAAGAAAAGAGGACCAAGGUAUGGAGGAAAACGGACCAGUAAAAGAUGAGAUGGCUGAGGGUGUACAAGAAGUAAUGGAGCUUACAUAUUCCUCUGCAUGGAAGAAGAUAGACAAAGGAGAUUUGGCAGAUUCUGAACCCCAGAAGGACACAAUGGUAUUUGAUGUGACCCAUGGUGACUUCCUUUAUGUACAAGAUGAAAGUGGUAAGGUCAGCUGGGCUGAAGAUCCUCUAAUUACUGAGACCAGAAACAGCCAAGAGAUAUUUGAGAAAGUGUGCUUAGCUGAAACUGAGAAUCAAGAAGAAGAAAUAAGCCUAGUGACAGAGUCGGAGGAGGAAAAGCUCACGGAUGUUUCGUUUCAAUAUGAAACAUGCAAUGUUACAGAUGCUCAGCAGCAGAAAUCUCAAAAUUACAAUGAAGAGGAGGAUUAUGAACAAGAUAAAGAUAGAACUGAAACAUUGUAUCAGUACGACAAUGAUGACCAAGAUUGUGACACAAGGCAAAGAAGUCGAAAUUCCAAGAAGCAUACUGUGACAUUCUGCCUGGAGCCCAUCCUUCAGAAAGACUCAGAAAGCAGUGACCUGGAAGAUGGGGUUAGCAGCUCUUCAGACAGUGUAGAGGACCACCCUACUUCACAAACCACACAAUUCCUGGACCUGGAGGAGGACAGUGAUGAUUACAGACGAAGACAGAACUGUUCCCUUCUCCAGCAGACUUCUGCCACUCAAAGGGAGCAUCUGAAUUUCAACAGAGAGCUGAAGAUUCAUCGUCAGAAUGACACGAUUUCCUGGAUGGUAAAGUCCUUUCUGAAGAUAUGUCUGACUACUGUGGUAGGAGCCCUCUUCUUUUGGUGGGCUUCAGACCAACUGGACUGGGUGGGCAAAAAUAGUGCCGACUGAAAAUGUCCAAUCACUGAGUAAGUGGGAGCUAAUUGUGAUUCUAAUGCAUGUAUACUUAGUCAGAAGAUCCAUAUCAGGAAUUAUGCAAAAUUUUAAUGUAAGCUAGCAAAGGCUAAAGUAUAUAAUGUCAUGUGCCAAUCAUGUGAAAAAUAUGUAUAUCUAGAAAGCUAUAACUUGGCCUGACAUAAUCUUUUGGAAACUGAAUUGUUUGUUUUGAAUAUCUAUAGCUAAUCUACUCUUUCCUUUGUACAAGCAUAUGUCAAGUACCAUACUACUUUUUUAUGUAUGGUAAAAUCUGCCGAAACAACAUUCUUUAUUCUUUUUAAAAUUCCUAUAAUAAAAAUAUCAUUUUCUUUGAAUGUUUAAUAUUUACUAAUAUUUUCUAUGCAACUGUGCCAGUUUGAAGUAUUGAAAAUGUUAAAUAACAAACAGUCAAAUCAUUUUGUUAUACUCUAUUUUUAGAAAAUAAAUUUGUAUUUCUACUAUAUGCCAUAUGCAUAGUUUCAUGUCUGUCUUGCUACAGUUAUCAGUAACUUGAUCUUUUGAAGCAAAUUUAAAUGUUAAAAUUAUAUGCUGUAUAAACACAAUUUUUUUCAAAUGUUACAUUUUCAAUGGAAUUGCUAAUAAACGGCUUGAACUAGUCGCUACACAA
Molecule: messenger RNA, 3541 nt
Organism: Paramormyrops kingsleyae
Lineage: Eukaryota; Metazoa; Chordata; Actinopteri; Osteoglossiformes; Mormyridae
Source: RefSeq, a predicted model, not a curated record